UAUGUACUUAGAUAACAAAGAGGAUGAAGCAAUAUCGAGGAAACUAGAGAUGGAGAUGACCCAGACAUCUGCACAUCGCGCAGGUUUGCCUGGAAAUGUGGCAUCUGAGCCAGAAACCAGAAACCUCAAUGAGCUGCAGUUGUUAAAGGAGUUUCAUGCAAUGGUGGCUGUUCAGGGGGAGCCCCCAACACCGCAUCAAAAUAGAGCAAUAGGGCAGGAUUGCUGUGUUGCCCUGGGGAAAGAUUUCAGCCCACUCACCAUGCAAGGAAGGUACCACUUCAAUUUGCCCAAGUUAUUCAACAUGAGAUCAAAAGACAAUUGCUUUACAGAGAAGACACCUUUGCUGAAGGUUUCAUCAGAGGAAAAUGGGUUACGAUACAUGGCUCUUCAUAAUCCAGAUUUCACCAUGGAGGAUGAUUCAUGGGACAACAGCUCUGCAGAAUUUGAGCAAAGGUCUCAGCUGGGAAGUGAAAUGACCAGCUUGUCUAGAUCUGCUUCAUCUGAGAAAUGUGAACUCUUGGACAACCUUCACGUCAAGUUCAAUAUAUCAAAGAUGAGAUGCUGUUUAAAAUUCCUAAAAGUUUUGGGCCUUUUUAUCUUUGUCGUUGUGUGCUCUAUUUUGUUUAGCACUUAUCCAGAUCAAGGAGUCUCCUGGCAGAUGUUGGCUGUGUCACCUUUGGAAAGCUACUCUCUGAAUCUAACAGAUGUUCAUGACUCUGCCCUACUUAAGUUAGAACUAGGAGGACCUUUUGUAGCAGAUGUGGUUGAUCGGUGGACAGAGGAAUAUAUUACAGUGCAAAUUGGAGAGAUAGAAGACCCUAGAUCUAGGAGAAGAUGGCAGCAGCAGGUCUUGUAUAACUGGACUCUACCUUUACUUUCAAGAAGAAAUGAGCAAGUUACCACAACUAAAACCUUUGAGAUACUAAACAGUAAGGCCAUCUCCAUAAACAUUCAGGCUUUCCUAAAGGAGUCUGAAAUUGUUCCUCUGUCUAUGAAGUAUCAGUAUCUUCAUGCAAAUAUAGAGACACAAGUAACGAUUGCAUCAAUCAUCUUAGCAGGUGUUUAUGUGCUGAUCAUACUAGAGAUUGUCCAUAGAACCCUUGCGGCGAUGCUGGGCUCCCUGGCAGCUUUGGCUGCACUAGCUGUGGCAGGGGAAAGGCCAAGCAUGGUCAAAGUGGUGCAGUGGAUUGAUUAUGAAACUCUGGCGCUGUUGUUUGGAAUGAUGCUUCUGGUGGCCAUAUUUUCUGAAACUGGAUUUUUUGAUUACUGUGCAGUAAAGGCUUACCGAUUAUCUAGAGGCAGAGUGUGGGCUAUGAUUAUCAUUCUAUGUCUUAUUGCUGCAAUUCUUUCUGCAUUUUUGGACAACGUUACUACAAUGCUUCUUUUUACUCCAGUAACCAUAAGGUUGUGCGAGGUACUUAACCUUGAUCCGAGACAUGUCCUGAUUGCAGAAGUAAUCUUCACAAAUAUUGGUGGGGCUGCCACAGCUGUCGGGGAUCCUCCAAAUGUGAUUAUAGUUUCAAAGCAGGAGCUGAGGAAGGUGGGAUUGGAUUUUGCAGCAUUUACCGGACAUAUGUUUGUUGGAAUUUGUCUUGUUCUUCUGGUCUCCUUUCCUUUUCUCAGACUUCUUUAUUGGAACAAAAAACUUUACAACAAGGAGCCAAGUGAGAUUGUUGAGCUGAAACAUGAGAUCCAUGUUUGGCGACUGACAGCACAGCGUAUUAACCCAGCCAGCAGAGAAGAAACGGCUGUGAAAUGUCUCUUGAUGCAGAAGGUUCUGACUCUGGAGAUCUUGCUGAGGAAAAAACUCAAAACAUUCCAUAGACAAAUUUCACAAGAAGAUAAAAACUGGGAAACAAAUAUUCAGGAACUCCAAAAAAAGCACAGAAUAACAGACAAAGUUCUUCUCAUCAAAUGCCUGACUGUGCUGGGAUUUGUUAUCCUUAUGUUCUUUGUCAAUUCAUUUGUUCCGGGCAUUCAUCUCAAUCUUGGAUGGAUUGCAAUGUUGGGAGCUAUUUGGCUGCUAGUCUUAGCUGACAUCCAUGAUUUUGAGAUGAUACUAAAUAGAGUGGAAUGGGCAACACUUCUUUUCUUUGCAGCCUUGUUUGUUUUAAUGGAGGCUCUGGCUCAUCUCCAUUUAAUAGACUACAUAGGAGAGCAGACAGCUUUGUUAAUAAAGGUGGUUCCUGAAGAUCAACGUUUGGCAGUUGCUAUCAUUUUAGUGGUCUGGGUCUCUGCACUGGCAUCAUCCCUAAUUGACAAUAUUCCAUUUACUGCUACAAUGAUUCCUGUGCUGCUCAACCUUAGUCAAGAUCCUGAAGUUAACCUGCCUGUGAAACCGCUAAUUUUUUCAUUGGCUAUGGGUGCAUGUCUUGGAGGUAAUGGGACAUUAAUAGGGGCAUCUGCAAAUGUCGUGUGUGCAGGGAUUGCAGAACAGCAUGGCUAUGGCUUCUCAUUCAUGGAAUUUUUCAGGUUGGGUUUCCCCAUGAUGAUUGUAUCCUGUACCAUUGGGAUGUGUUAUCUCCUUGUUGCUCAUGUCGUAGUUGGGUGGAACUCUUAAUAAUUUAUAUUUUCAAGCCCAAAAGAAGAUUCACUCUUGAUUAGUCUAUAUAUCAGAGCUUGAAGAAAGCAGCAUAGAAGAAAAAAUACUUUUAAGAGCUUCAUAUUAGUUACAAUGAUAGGCAGCUUCAGAUUUUUUCAUUCAUAACUUUAUAUUUUUCAACAAUUCUCAGUGAAGUCCUACAAUAAGUUUUUUAUGGUCAAAUUUAAUAUGCACAUAAAGAGGCAACAUCACAAGGGAAUAUGUUGUGUUCUGAAACUAUAUUGCCACAAUCUAAGUAUAGUCAUACUUAAAAAAAUUCAUUCACCAUGGGAAAUAUUCAGUAGUUUCUUCUUAGGGCUUCAUUUUUCCUUUGUGAAUAUAUUUAGUUCUGUGUAUUAAAGCAACUAAUAGUCAACCUGUAUGUGCUGUAUUAAUAGAUGUGUAAGCAGAAGCUCUGUAUGCUGUGGGAGAUGUAUCAUUAUCUUUGUUUAAAAAUAAACACAUCCCAA
Molecule: messenger RNA, 3051 nt
Organism: Gavialis gangeticus (Gharial)
Lineage: Eukaryota; Metazoa; Chordata; Crocodylia; Gavialidae
Gene: OCA2
Product: OCA2 melanosomal transmembrane protein
Exons: 24
Coding region: 2-2560 (852 amino acids)
Biological process (GO): melanocyte differentiation; melanin biosynthetic process; transmembrane transport
Cellular component (GO): melanosome membrane
Source: RefSeq, a predicted model, not a curated record